GAGAUCAUAUUCCGAGCAAAUUUAAUCUUUCCAAACGACGCCUCUCAAUAGUCAAUAGGAACCCGCAGCGGCGAAACUUCCUUCACGCAGCUCACGUGUGUGUGUGUGUGUGUGUGUGUCAUUACUAUUAUUAAUUACCGUUUUCUUCUUCUUAUUACUAUCGCCAACUUUUCUCUUCUCUUUUCGUGUGUGUGCUCUCAUCGUUUCAGCGAUGUCCGUGAUGGAUACCCUCAAGAAUGUGCCGAAGCAGCUCCUCAGCAAGGCGGAGGAGGCCACGAAGGACUGGUCCGCAGAGCAGAAAAGGCUGACUGGCGCGGUCGUGGCCACCGCGGUGGCUGCGUCUGGCGUGACCUUUCUCGCCAUGCGCCUGGCAGGCCGUUCCAACAGCGGCGCAGGCGUGCGCCCCGAUAGCCACUCGAAGAGUUCCGACAUCUACGAGAGCGAAGCUUCCGCGCGGCAGUACAUGGAGUUCCACUACACCCCGUCCAAGGAGAGCUACACCCAGCGCCUGCGGGCCGUCAGUGAGGCGUCGGACUUCCCUACGCGACUGGCGCACAAAUUCCACACCUAUUUGAAACCCGGGAAGCGCGGCCUCCGUGGCCUUGAUGUGGGCUGCGCAACUGGUGCCUCGGUGCUCGAAAUGUCGAAGGUGUUCGACGGCGGCGUUGUCGGCAUCGACUUCUCGGAGGUCUUCAUUCACCUUGCGAAGGAAGUCGCCGCCAUGCCGAAGUCGGGUAAGAAGGUGUUGUACACCGCACCGGUGCAGGGUGAGAUUACGGAACCGCGGGAGCUGGAGCUGCCUCGUGGCGUGCACCCCGAGCGCUGCGCCUUCUACGCCGGGGAUGCGAUGGACAUGUUCGAGGAGGAUCACAAGAUGGAGAAGACCGUCUCCAAUCGAUACUCCGACGUGACGUACUGGCAGGCGAAGAAGGGCGAGAAGUUCGACGGCGUGCUGUGCUUGAACUUGAUUGAUCGCGUGCCAGACCCCCAGCGGCUCAUCCACAGCUUUGGCCGUCUGGUGGAGAAGGAAGGCGUGUUGAUCCUCGCCGAUCCCUACUCCUGGUGGGAGGAUGCGACGCCCAAGGCGAAGUGGCUCGGCGGCACCCGCGAUGGCGCGCGCAGCGAGGAGGUGAUUGUGGCUGCGCUGAAGAAGGAGUUUGAGCUCCUCAGCGAGAGUGACGAGGGCUUCUUAAUUCGCGAUCACAUCCGUCACUACCAGCUCGGCUUUUCUCACUGCACGGUGUGGCGGAAGAAGUAA
Molecule: messenger RNA, 1258 nt
Organism: Leptomonas pyrrhocoris
Lineage: Eukaryota; Euglenozoa; Kinetoplastea; Trypanosomatida; Trypanosomatidae
Exons: 1
Coding region: 212-1258 (348 amino acids)
Source: RefSeq, a predicted model, not a curated record